UGGAGUCACUGUGCGUCGCGUCGCGUCGCGUCGCAUCGCUGAGAUAAGAUAGGAGAAAACGGAAAUAGGCAUUGAUAGGUUUGUCGUCCCAAGUGCAAACAAUAUGCCAGAUAAUGAGGAUCCCAAUGGGUGUGAGGUUUCAUGUGUAGGAAGGAUGCAAUGAUCAGAGGUGCCACAAACUAACUUAAAGAUGGAGGGAAAAUCCUUUGAUCAAGAGACGUAUUUAUCUUACAAACGGGCUCUGGACGAUCCACAAUUUGAAUUCGUUGAUCUGUUGGACUAUGACGACAGCGCGUAUGGUUACCUCAAAGAUCACCACUCUUUCAAACCGGAAGACUACUUGAAGCUACUGAUUAGCCGUGCUAUGAUUGAUAGCACCACACCUGUUCAGUUCCACAAAGAAAUGAAAGAAAUAAUUGAUCUGCGCGAAGAGGCUAGACCAUUUAAUCCAUUUGAUCUCUCUUAUCCUGAUUUUUCAAGAUUCCGGCAACUGGCGGACAAAUAUGGUGUCAAAAUAGACAUAGAUGAACCUGGUGCAUUGAUCACGAAUGACAUCAUCGAUUUUUUGUUUCCGCAUUAUUACCUGGAGGCUAUAGAUAGGAAGGAAGACCACAGCAACGCCGAGUCUGAUAAGUUUCGCGAAAUCAUGACAUAUCUUGAAUUCGCGGCUAUCAUUCCUAGAGGACGGAUCCUCAUGGAGACUGUCAGGACUGCUAUAGUAACUAUGCACAUUUGCGUUUUGUACGAAUAUCAAACGGGAGAAGAAGAAAUUAUUCCUAUGCCAGUCCUCCAAAAAAUAGUGAGACACCGAAUUAAUAUCGGUUUACUAUCAGAUGAGAGACGAGUGCGAUUCUUGAUCACGAAGCAAUUCAUUACACCUGAUCUACAUUUAUCUUUUGCAUUUAAGAAAGAGUACGAUAAAUUACAGGAAUCUAGUCCUGAGCUGAUCAGCCUGAUCAGUGAGCGUCUCAUGUGAUGGAUGCUCCGUUUUAAUUGUGAAUAAAUGUCGAAAAUAUGUUUGUAAACAAUUGUUGCAAUUUUAUCGGAACUUAGCAUUAAUGUUGAUAAUUUUUUUAUCAUUUUUUGAAAAAAUACAAAAAGGUUCAUGCAGAAAA
Molecule: messenger RNA, 1115 nt
Organism: Bemisia tabaci
Lineage: Eukaryota; Metazoa; Arthropoda; Insecta; Hemiptera; Aleyrodidae
Source: RefSeq, a predicted model, not a curated record